GCCCGCGGCCCCGCAGCAUGUGAGCCCGGCGGGGCGGGGAUGCUCUGGCUGCUCUGCGGCCCCUCCCGCGCCAUGGAGAGCCACCAGGUGCUGGUGAUCCGCAUCAAGAUCCCCGACGGCGGGGCCGUGGACUGGACCGUGCACUCGGCGCCCCAACUUCUCUUCAGGGACGUGUUGGAUGUCAUCGGUCAAGUUCUGCCAGAUGCAACGACAACAGCGUUUGAGUAUGAAGAUGAGGACGGAGAUCGGAUUACGGUCAGAAGCGAUGAAGAAAUGAAGGCCAUGCUGUCCUAUUAUUACUCCACUGUAAUGGAACAGCAAGUAAAUGGACAGUUAAUAGAGCCUCUCCAGAUAUAUCCAAGAGCCUGCAAGCCUCCUGGGAAACGGAACAUACAUGGCCUGAAGGUAAAUACACGAGCAGGGUCUGCUAAUAAUAGCAGCUCCGCAGUCUCGGAUUCCCUUCCAAGCAAUAGCUUAAAGAAGUCUUCUGCAGAGCUGAAGAAGAUACUUGCUAACGGGCAGAUGAAUGAACAAGACAUACGGUAUCGAGACAUCCUCGGUCAUGGCAAUGGAGGCACGGUCUACAAGGCAUACCAUGUCCCUAGUGGAAAAAUCCUGGCAGUAAAGGUCAUACCCUUGGAUAUAACGCUAGAGCUCCAGAAACAGAUCAUGUCAGAGUUGGAGAUUCUCUAUAAGUGCGACUCGUCGUAUAUCAUAGGAUUUUAUGGGGCUUUUUUUGUAGAAAACAGAAUCUCUUUGUGUACAGAGUUCAUGGAUGGGGGUUCUUUGGAUGUUUAUAGAAAAAUUCCAGAGCACGUACUGGGAAGAAUAGCAGUAGCUGUCGUGAAAGGCCUUACGUAUUUAUGGAGUCUAAAGAUUUUGCACAGAGACGUGAAGCCGUCCAACAUGCUGGUGAACACACGAGGGCAGGUGAAGCUGUGUGACUUCGGGGUGAGCACCCAGCUGGUGAAUUCUAUAGCCAAGACGUAUGUCGGAACAAAUGCUUACAUGGCGCCGGAACGGAUUUCAGGAGAACAAUACGGGAUCCAUUCGGACGUUUGGAGUUUAGGGAUUUCCUUCAUGGAGCUUGCUCUUGGGAGGUUUCCAUAUCCUCAGAUUCAGAAAAACCAGGGAUCUUUAAUGCCUCUCCAGUUAUUGCAGUGCAUUGUUGAUGAGGAGUCGCCCGUCCUUCCAGCCGGGGAGUUCUCGGAGCCAUUUGUACACUUCAUCACUCAAUGUAUUGCUGAUAAAAUCACCGCGGUGUUUGGAGAGACAGGCAGCCCUGAUUAAUUCCUUGGCUUCCCAGUAAGUAAUUUUUACUGAGAGUCGUACUUUAAAAUGCACUGUUGGGUGUAUUUUCUUUCCUUCAAACCGGAUUGUCCAUUGAAAAGCUUGGAAAUGAGAGGAGAAUGGGCAAGGAGGAAUCUGUGGAAUAAAGAACGCACCUCUCUGAUGUGUGGGGUGACAGCAGGGUCUGAAUGACCCUCAAGUCAUUUAGUAGUGACUAGUGGCAGGAGGCUAAGAAUAUUAAGGGUAAACUCUCCUAACAGAAACAAAGCAAAGGGAAAUUUUAUUUAUUUUUUUCUGCGUGGCAGAAUGAACAAGCUCAAAUUCUGCACAGGCACGGUGUGUGGGAUGGAGGAGCAUCCCUCGCAGUGAGCGCGCCCUGAUGGGGUGCUCACCUAGAUGUGGACGUGGCGGGGUGCCACCCAGGGCUGCGCAGAUGGGGGGACUCCUCUCCUUUUGGGGUUCUCUCCACUGAAGCAGGCAGGCAGUGCCCUCAACUCCACGCACUCGUGCCCGUCGGGUUCGUGGCACAUUCAGAUUGCCUGCUGCCCCAGGGAUUCGUGUAUUUGUACGUAGUGCGGGGCCGAGAUGGGACGCCACAAACAUUGCAGAAACCAAAAGCAGUCUGAUUAUCGGUUAAUUAAAGUUCCUAAAUAAUUAAAGGUUGGAUAACGUAGGCUUCCUUUUUCCAAUAGUUUCAGCUUACAGGCAGAGCUCUGUGUGGAGGGCUCUGCAGCACCGCCGCUGUGCGUGGGGCUGUGCAUUUUUAAUUCCUUCCGAGGGCAAUGACGGACUGCUUGGAAAAAAAAACAGCCCUCGUUCAGGCAGGGGGAGGGAUAACCCGUGUUCAAAUUUCCACAGAUGUCAAAGUGAAGCAUAACUGAUGGUGGCUAAUAGCCUGCCUUUCCCCGGGGAUGCGGCUACUUUGGGCUGUCAGAUUAGAGCUGCUCCCAGCCUGCGUCGGCGCCCGCUGUUACCUGCAUUGUUCCAGUUAUUUGUGGGGAAUGUUUGGUGAUUUCCUUAUCUGUCGGGAGGGUAAAUCAUAUCUGAACUCCUCCUAAUUGCAACGCAGUUCAUCCAGGAUUGCUGAGAUAGUGUUCUAUCGGCUGUACUGCAGGCAGCUCUUUUCAGAAGGGGGCAUUACUGUUUAAAAAUGCACUAUGCGAGAAAGAAAUUGCACUGUGGACUAUUUAAGCAAUCAAUUUCUAAUAAGUAUUAGAGAUGUCAAGUGAGCAGCACACAGGACUUGAUGCCAGUUCCACCAUAAACACUGCUGCUUGGAUGUAAUCCAAUUAGUCAGUAGGCAGCUCCUGAUGGUCACCUCUGUGCCAUGUUAUUGUGUUCCUUCAUGCAGCUAAGCACAGUUUUCAAUAGCUAAUUGCACCUGUUGCACAGAAAACUAGGACUAUUUGGAUGAGAAACAUGAUCUUAUAAACAGCUUAAUGCUGUGUAAUGAACUAUCACCCUGCAGUGUAAUGGAAAUGAAUGGGAAAAAAUUAAGGUAGAAACCCCGGGGUAUUGUGUGUUCUCCUGAAGCUGCUCAGUGUUGGAGUUAAAUUUCCCACCUGUUUGGAUAAUAUGUUGUGCCGAGCUAUGUAAUAAUCCCCAGCAAAACGAGAAGCAUCUUCCUAUGCCUUCUGAGCUGAUUGGUUUGCAGUGAUCUUCAUAUCCACACGUGCUCAUGGCUGCAAGCAGGGCAGGCCAUGAAAUAGAAGGGAAGCUGUUGUCACUGCAUCUCUUGCCCGGGUAAGUAGGCACUUGGAGAAGGAUAUCAGUAGGUAUGACACAUUUCAGAGCUGGUGAAAGGAACCUGUGCCUGUGUAGGGGACUUCAAAGACAUGCAGAGAAAAGUUGAAAGUUGGGCAGCUGUCAGCAGAACACUCAGAAUGGAGAAAUGCUGGCCACAAGGGAUGGGUGGAGGGGGAGGUUGGGCCACGUCUUGGCCACCAUUGGGAGCCGUGUCUUCUGUCAGCCUGUGAUCAAGUUAAGAAAUAGAUGGAGAUUCUGGGCACGGUCUGUCUGUGUUAAAAGAGGAUGUCUUCAAUACUAAAGCAAAUGGAAUAAAUAAACAUCUGUUUAUAUGUGAAUGUUUUCUUUUGUGAU
Centrocercus urophasianus (Greater sage-grouse) is the source of this 3390-nucleotide messenger RNA. It is a transcript of the gene MAP2K5, whose product is annotated as mitogen-activated protein kinase kinase 5. Gene Ontology annotation, molecular function: protein binding; protein kinase activity; ATP binding. NCBI's taxonomy places the organism in Eukaryota, Metazoa, Chordata, Aves, Galliformes, Phasianidae. The coding region runs from base 40 to 1290 and encodes 416 amino acids. The transcript is spliced from 21 exons. Gene Ontology annotation, biological process: protein phosphorylation. The record is from RefSeq and is a predicted model, not a curated record.